This is a messenger RNA of Dentiscutata heterogama, 470 nucleotides long. The record is from the annotation of a GenBank genome assembly. NCBI's taxonomy places the organism in Eukaryota, Fungi, Glomeromycota, Glomeromycetes, Diversisporales, Gigasporaceae.
CUGCCAUUGGUCGGGCUUUGCAAGUUGUACUCAAUGAACAAGGGGGAAGGUCAGUCACUUUGUUGUUGGGUGAAAUUGUACGUCAUGAACUUUCAUCCGAAUUGGGUUUUUCUCGAAAAGAUCGCGAUCAAAAUAUUGCUCGUAUAGGGUUUGUAUCUGCAGAGCUUACGAAAGCUGGUGCAGCAGUUAUUGCCGCACCAAUCGCACCAUAUUCAGAAGCACGUAAUAACGCAAGAGCACUGGUUGAAACUUAUGGUGGUUUCUAUUUAAUUCACGUUAAUACUCCUCUAGAAUAUUGUAUUAAAACCGAUAGAAAGGGUAUUUAUAAGAAAGCACAAUCUGGUGAGAUUAAAGGGUUUACAGGUGUCGAUGAUCCUUAUGAAAAACCUACAAACGCAGAUAUUGUUGUCGAUACGAGUAAGCAAAGCGUUAGUGAAAUUUGUCAUCAAAUUGUUCUAUUGCUUGAAAAG